AGGAAUUUGAUGCUGAUCUGCCGAGGAGAAAACUAGGCGAGAGAGAGUUUGUGGGCCAGAGUUUUAGGAUCAACAGCUUCUGGGUAAAAGCAAGAGGAGGAAAAGGGAGAGUUGUUGCAUGUAAUGGAAUACUCUACCAAGAGGACAGAAAUUAACCUCACAAGCUAAUAAAUCAACUCUCCGAGCUUCUGCCUUUUGAGAGAUCUAAGGAAACACUUCUAUUGAAAGGAAAGUGCUUCAGAACAUUGCAAACUUCUGAAUGAUUGGCUAAGGUCUGAAACAACAAUAUUAAACAAUUUUUUGGCGUUUGCUUCAGUUACUGUCAAACAGCUAUGGAAACAGGAAAUGAGCAGACAUACAACAUCAACUUGACAGAACUGGAUAAUCUGAGUGAUACUCCAUUUUCCGGUGAUGAAGAAAAUGGUGGAACUGAGGAAACAAAACCUGAAAUCAAUGGUAACUGGAACGCUGUAACGUCUAUUAAUGAAGCUAAGAUCAAUGCCAGAGCAAAGAGGAGACUGAGAAAAAACUCCUCUAGAGACUCUGGAAGAGGAGAUUCAGUGAGUGACAAUGGGGAAGCACUGAAGAAUGGAGUCACAGUACCAACAAGUCCAAAGGGAAAGCAUCUGGAUAGGCGAUCUCGUUCAGGAAAGGGAAGGGGUCUACCCAAGAAAGGUGGAGCAGGAGGCAAAGGUGUUUGGGGAACACCUGGGCAAGUGUAUGAUUUGGAGGAAGUAGACAUUAAAGAUCCCAACUAUGAUGAUGCUCAGCAGGAUAACUGUGUCUAUGAAACAGUAGUUCCACCUUUGGAAGAAAGAGCAUUUGAGAAAACGCUAACUCCAAUAAUCCAGGAAUAUUUUGAACAUGGGGAUACUAAUGAAGUUGCGGAGAUGCUAAAAGACCUCAAUCUUGGUGAAAUGAAAUACAGUGUACCAGUGUUGGCUGUAUCAUUGGCUCUGGAGGGAAAGGCCAGUCACAGAGAAAUGACAUCUAAACUUCUUGCUGACCUGUGUGGGACAGUAGUUGGCAAACAAGACGUUGAAAAAUCAUUUGAUAGGCUUCUCAGAGAGAUGCCAGAAUUGGUAUUGGACACUCCCAGAGCACCUCAGUUGGUGGGUCAAUUUAUUGCAAGAGCAGUCGGAGAUGGGAUUCUUUGCAAUAGUUACAUAGAUGGUUACAAAGGCACUGUGGACUGUGUCCAGGCUCGGGCUGCUCUGGAUCGAGCUACUGUAUUGCUGAGUAUGACCAAAGGUGGAAAACGUAUUGACAAUGUAUGGGGAUCAGGAGGCGGGCAGCAGUCUGUAAAACAUCUUGUUAAAGAGAUUGAUAUGCUGUUGAAAGAAUACCUUCUGUCAGGAGAUGUUUCUGAAGCAGAACGUUGUCUCCAAGAGUUAGAAGUACCACAUUUUCACCAUGAACUUGUAUAUGAAGCAGUUGUGAUGGUUUUGGAAUCAACUGGGGAAACAAACUUUCAAUUGAUGCUUAAUUUGUUGAAAUCCCUCUGGAGGUCUGCUGUCAUUACUAUGGACCAAAUGAAAAGAGGCUAUGAACGAGUUUACCAUGAAAUCCCGGACAUUAAUCUUGAUGUGCCUCAUUCAUAUUCUGUGCUUGAGCGGUUUGUAGAGGAAUGCUUUAGAGCAGGAAUAAUUUCCAAACCAAUGAGAGACCUCUGUCCUUCCAGGGGAAGGAAGCGCUUUGUAAGUGAAGGAGAUGGAGGCCGCCUGAAAGCUGAAAGCUACUGAAUGAACAAACUCUUGCAGCUGUAGAUGUUUAAGGGAAUAUAUAUGUAUAUAUUCUAUAGUAAGAGUUGCUUAGCACAGUUCAUUUAUUUUUUAAGAGAUGCACUUGUUUUGGGGAACAAAUACCCUCUGACGGUUUUAUAAACUUGUGUUCACAAGGGAAAUUCUUCAGUUUUCUUUUCUCUGGAUCUAUAGUUGGGACAGAACAAGUAACAACCUUUCUGUGGAGGUUUGCUAAAAUAAGCUACUAUUUUGGAAGUGCCAUAUGUUUGACCUAAUCAUUCCUUGUUUUGCAUUGAUGCCUGCCUGCCACUCCUUUGUUUUAAGGACAGUGCUUUUAUAGUGAAAUCACUGGUUUAUACAAAGCUUUAUAGAAUGGGUCGUUAAGCUGCUGGAACCCUAUUUUGGCUGCUGCUGGGAGAAAAAAGUUUUUUUCUUUGUUUUAAAGAAUCUAAGAAUUUAGUUUGAUCAUAAGAUGUAUUCAUCUUUUUCCAGGGGAACAAUUGAUUUGCUCUUAAAUUAAUUCAGCAAAUGGUGGCUGGAACAUCUAUUUUUUCUACAAUACUGGAAAAAUGAACAGUUCUGAUAGAAUGUAUUGCAAAAUAAACUUUCGUGAAG
Messenger RNA from Lacerta agilis (Sand lizard), 2357 nucleotides. RefSeq names its product programmed cell death 4 (gene PDCD4). NCBI's taxonomy places the organism in Eukaryota, Metazoa, Chordata, Lepidosauria, Squamata, Lacertidae. Gene Ontology annotation, biological process: negative regulation of DNA-templated transcription. The coding region runs from base 333 to 1742 and encodes 469 amino acids. Gene Ontology annotation, cellular component: cytosol; nucleus. The record is from RefSeq and is a predicted model, not a curated record. The transcript has 13 exons.